Messenger RNA from Empidonax traillii (willow flycatcher), 4539 nucleotides. It is a transcript of the gene AMMECR1L, whose product is annotated as AMMECR1 like. The coding region runs from base 279 to 1211 and encodes 310 amino acids. The record is from RefSeq and is a predicted model, not a curated record. Lineage: Eukaryota; Metazoa; Chordata; Aves; Passeriformes; Tyrannidae. The transcript is spliced from 7 exons.
GGGAGGAGGAGGACGAGGCUGCCGGGAUAGCGGCGGACCUGCCCGCGGCCUCGCUCCGGUCCUCUGGCCGCCCCGGGAAGCCCCGGCUGCGGCGGGCCCUGCCCGCUCCCCCGCCCGCCGGGCCCGCUUCUCUGGGGAGCCUCGCCCAGGCCCAUGGCCCCAUGAGGCGGCAGAAGGCGGCGGGGCAGCAGCGGCGGCGGCGGGGCUGAGGCGGAGGAGAAGCCGGGCCGGGUGCAGGAGGGUUCUACAGUGCUCCAGGCAGCAGGUUUUGAAGCAGGAUGGGAAAAAGACGCUGUGUUCCUCCACUUGAGCCCAAGCUGGCAGCUGGCUGUUGUGGGGUGAAGAAGCCCAAAUUGUCUGGGAGUGGAACGCACAGUCAUGGGAAUCAGACCACAACUGUACCAGGCUCCAGUUCAGGUCCUCUUCAGAACCACCAGCACACAGACGGGAAUAAUGGAAGGGAGAACGUAUCUGACUUGACUUUGGGCCCAGGAAAUUCCCCAGUUACUCGAAUGAAUCCCACUUCAGGAGCUUUGAGCCCACUGACUCGGCCUAAUGGAACUGCCAACAGCACCAAGAACCUGGUGGUGACAGCGGAAAUGUGCUGCUACUGCUUUGAUGUACUCUACUGUCAUCUCUACGGGUUCCCUCAGCCACGGCUUCCUCGAUUUACCAAUGACCCCUAUCCACUCUUUGUGACGUGGAAGACGGGGCGAGACAAACGGCUUCGUGGCUGCAUCGGGACCUUUUCAGCCAUGAAUCUUCACUCAGGACUCAGGGAAUACACAUUAACCAGUGCACUUAAGGACAGCCGAUUUCCCCCCCUGACCCGCGAGGAGCUGCCCAAACUCUUCUGCUCUGUCUCCCUCCUCACUAACUUUGAGGAUGCCAGUGACUACCUGGACUGGGAGGUUGGUAUCCAUGGGAUCAGAAUAGAGUUCAUCAAUGAGAAAGGUGUCAAACGCACAGCCACGUAUUUACCUGAGGUUGCUAAGGAACAAGACUGGGAUCAGAUCCAGACCAUAGACUCCUUACUCAGGAAAGGUGGCUUUAAGGCUCCAAUUACCAAUGAUUUUAGGAAAACAAUUAAACUCACCAGGUACCGCAGUGAGAAGGUGACAAUCAGUUAUGCAGAGUACAUGGCCUCCCGCCAGCAUUGUUUCCAGAAUGGCACUCUUCAUGCCCCCCCCCUCUACAAUCAUUACUCCUGACACACGGCUGCAUGACCAGUCCCACUCCCCAGUUGCUGCCAACGGCUACGACAUCAUUGGGGCAGACGCCUCCUCUUCCUGGUCCAGUUACUUCUAUUACUGCACCAUUUUAUGAUGCUAGCUUCCGUUGCCAAGUCUGCCUUCCUGCUGACCUGGGGGGAGGAUGAGAGUGUGACAGGACUUCAGGGGCCCAAGCCUUAUCUCAGCCUUCCCUCUGAGUGGGGGUUCAGUUGGAUUGGGGCUCCAUGCCUACGAACUGUCGUGAGGUGGAGAAGACCUCUCGGAGUUGAAAGUGCUGCUUCAGACUGAUCCACUCCUGGGUGUUAAUGACACUGUGGAAACUUGAGUUGCUUGUUAUGGAAACCCCCCAGAUCAAGUAGGAGCAUUCCCCUGGCAGCCUGGGCAACGGAGUCCAACAAAACAUUUUUUAGGUUCUUUUUAAUUUUUUUUUAACUCUGGUAUCUGUUGUGUACUGAGAGCUGAUUGCAGUCCCCACGCAUCACAGGUGGACAUCUUAAUACUGGGGAGGGUUGAACACCUGGAUGGCACCCCAUCCUCACCAACAGAAAACACUUAGAGAUGUGAAAAAUUAAUCCAUUAUUUAAAUAAACCCUAGAAGGCUUUAAGGCUCUCUGAUCCUUGAUAGGUCAGAUUCUUUAGAAAUUCUCUUGGUUUACAGUUUUCUGGGUUUUCAGACAGAGCUUGGUGAUGAAGCCUGCUAUGAAACAGAAUGCUGUUGUGCCCACAAGAGAGCAAUAUGGCACAUGCUGUGUAUGGGGAGGAAAAGGUACUCGUGUAUCCCUGGGCAGUCUUCUCUGUUAAGACCAAGUUUUGUUUCCAAAUAUUUGUAGCAGAUUGGAUUAGGGCUGGGGAGGUAUUUGCAUGGCAUUGACUGUAGUCAUACAGUGAGACUGGUGACUGAAAUUUGUUUAAGCUAACUGUCUUGGGGACCUUCCUAUUGCUAGGACAGCCACCUCCUCUGGUGUGACUACCAGUCUUCAGGGCAGGGAGUGUCCCAGUUUGUAGCAGGCCUAUGGAAUAGAGGUGUGGAAUUUCCCUCCUAAGAUUUAUCAGCUUAGUCGUACUCCAUCAAGGCAGUGAGUGGGGAAACCUGUACUACCCAAACUGGGUGAAACUCGUGUGCAUUCUGUAUUUCUUCUCCCAUGAUUGAUGAUCACAAGAAAUACUCUCUUCUAAGAGGGAGUUGAGUUACCAGUUGUUGUCCUGCAGCGUCAUUGAGGGAUGUCAUAAACUCUAAAUUAUGACACUCUCUCAAUAAGGUAACUGGACUUGAAAAUAUAGUUUGGGGUGGUGUUGGUUGGUUUGUUUUCCAAGUUUCUGGAGGGUCAGUAAUGAUUGGGAAAGCAGAUACGAGUGCAUAGCAGAGCCAUGGCUGUUUGAUUGCACGUAUCUUUAGAGCCUGCUUACGUGGGGUCAUUGGCUGGCGUUGGAAGCCUGAAAUUCUGCUGUGGUACGGCAGGGAAUAGGGCUAGUGGGAAGCUACGAACUACAGGCUGCUGCUCCUGAUCCUAAGGAAGCAACGCACAACUGUGCAGUUUUGCUUUGUGUUGGUGUAAGGGAGAGAGAUGUGAGGGAGGUUACUCUGGAUAACGGUGCAAUAUCGACCCAGCUUUCACCCUGUUCUGGGUCAUUCUUAUAAAUUGCCACUUUUCCCUUGUGGUGGUGUUGGAAAGCAAUUGAAGAUGAAGGGAUUGUUCACGACUUUCUGCUGCUGAGAAUAAAUCCGUCUUGUUACAAACCACUCCAGUUUGUAACUACUCUCCCAGGUGCCAUGUAGUGAUGGGGGAGGGUGGGGUCAGCUCUGGACAUACCACUUACCUUUCAGCUGUCAAACAGUAUGAUACAUAGGGCUACACUCAUUACUGUUCAAGUGUUCUAUGUUAGAAUUUAAUUUCUAAAAGGUUUAAAAAAAGCAAAAAAAUGGUGCUAAAACUUCACCCCUGAGCACGCUCGGUGAGACUGGUCAUGCAGGCGUACAGUGCCAGGCUUUUCAACUAUACUGUUUCUUUUUCAGAUGUUCGCCCUGUUCUGUGUCUUCAACAGUGUAUAGUGUUUUCCUGAUUUCAGUUUCUUUGACUAGGGGAUGACUAAGGGGUGGGGUGGGGAGGGUUUAGCUGUAAUUUUUUUAAAGAACAGAAUUUUAGGAUUGAGAGACUUGGUCGGUUUAAGCCUGAAGUGGGACAGGUGGUUUGGGACUGGGGAAGUCUUACCCUCUCCCACUUCUAUUUCUCCACUCAGUCUGUUUAGAAAAAACAAAACAAAACAAAAAACAACAAAAACAAAAAUGCCUCUAAAUAUGUACUGUGUUCUUGUCUUGUUGCAGUGAGAAGAGAAGCUGGCAGGUCAGAAACACUGGUCUGCUGCCUAAGGAACAGGCCCUCCCAGCUUUUGUCCCAUAAGGGUCCAGCUAUAAAAUCAGUUGAAAACUGUGUCAGUAGCUAAGUUAGCUCAGAGAAAUGUAUGACAAGGACAGGUGGUCUCAGGAAAUAAUCCCAUUUCUAGAUCAUUACACGGCAGCUAUGCAUAAGGAUGAAAGAGGUGAACUAAAAACAAAAUGUGUACUUUGAGUUGUCCCAAGAUGGAGGCAACCAAAAUCAGUGACCAGCUGAUACGAGUGGUUGCUUGGCUGUGGACAGCAGGUUAGAACUACUUCUCAAAGCAGCUGUUACCUGGUUAGAUCUGGAUUAACUCAUCCUUAGAAGCAAGUGCCUUUUGGUCUAGAAGGGCUUAUUCUCAUGACAGCCACAACUGAGGAAUAAUCUCACUGCAAUGAUGAAAUGUCUUUGUUUUACAGUAACUACAGGAGAAUGUCUUUGAUCACUGGAGUCUGUCAGUGUUGGAAUGUUUCCACUGUGAGGUUCUUAAUUUUAUUUUUUUUUUUUAUUGUUCAACAGUCAAUCUCAACUGAGGCCAUUUCAGUUUGGGAACGUUUUGUAGUCAAAAUAUCACAUAUCUACAAUUUAUCAGAACAAAAAAAAAUCUACAAGGAAAUCUAAGAGUUCAUUUUAACCUUUGCACAGAAUAAUUUGUUCUCCUAGUACAUUAACAAACCUCUGCAAUCUUCACUGACCAUUAGUGCUGUUUUCUGUUUGUAUUCUGGAAACUACAUGUUGUUUUGUUGGGUUUCUUUGGUUAAUUUAUUUCCUUAAAGCAGGAGACCUCUUUUGACCUUCAGUGCAGAGAUGUCAGACCAAUUCUUUGUAUUACACUUGGUUGCCUCCUACCUAUAUAAUAACUUCUGAGUGUAAAUAAUUGAACUCUAUCCUCUAAUGAAUUAUUGUAGAGAAUAAAUCAUAAUGGAUAAAGA